This is a messenger RNA of Macadamia integrifolia, 1650 nucleotides long. RefSeq names its product 26S proteasome non-ATPase regulatory subunit 6. The transcript is spliced from 8 exons. The coding region runs from base 160 to 1320 and encodes 386 amino acids. NCBI's taxonomy places the organism in Eukaryota, Viridiplantae, Streptophyta, Magnoliopsida, Proteales, Proteaceae. Gene Ontology annotation, biological process: proteasome-mediated ubiquitin-dependent protein catabolic process. The record is from RefSeq and is a predicted model, not a curated record.
GAUCACAUAUACAACUCCGGAGACAAUAGAGUGGAAAACGUUUCACUCGAUCUGCAAGGAACCCCGAAACCCUGAGUCCUGACUUCAGAGUUCAGACUCUAAAGAGAGAAAUCUCUGCAAGAGAGAAAUCUCUGCAAGAGAGAGAGGGAGAAGACGAACAUGGAAGGGCAGGAAGGAAAGCAGCAGCCACAAUUGGUUCUAGCACAUAAGCUUUUCCUUCUGAGGCACCCGGACGUGCCGGACAUUGAGAAGGUCAGGCUGAAGGAGGAGGUCUUGGCAUUUGUUAAAGCUGACGAUAUGGCUUUACUUUAUGAAACCCUAGCUACCGAGAACGUAUUGGAGAUGGAUCGAGCUGUUCUUGAUUCGAUGCGUUCGAAAAUCGAGGAAGAGCUCAAGAAGCUUGAUGAGAAAAUUGCAGAUGCUGAAGAGAACCUCGGUGAAAGUGAAGUCCGAGAGGCUCAUCUUGCAAAAUCACUGUUCUACAUUCGAAUCAGUGACAAGGAAAAAGCACUGGAGCAACUAAAGGUUACUGAAAGCAAGACAGUGGCCAUUGGCCAAAAGAUGGACUUGGUUUUUCAUACGCUUCAGCUUGGUUUUUUCUACAUGGACUUUGAUCUCAUAGCCAAAGGCUUGGAGAAGGCGAAGAACUUGUUUGAGGAAGGUGGUGACUGGGAGAGGAAAAAUCGUUUAAAGGUAUACGAAGGCUUGUACUGCAUGGCCACAAGAAAUUUCAAGAAAGCUGCAAACUUGUUCCUGGAUUCAAUAUCGACAUUCACAACUUACGAGAUUUUUCCUUAUGACACCUUCAUAUUCUAUACUGUCCUUACAAGCAUCAUUUCUUUGGACAGAGUUUCUCUGAAGCAAAAGGUGGUGGAUGCACCUGAGAUCCUGACAGUUAUAGGGAAAAUUCCUAAUCUCGCUGAGUUCAUGAACUCUUUACAUGGAUGCCAAUACAAAUCUUUCUUCUCAGCAUUUGCUGGCUUGACCGAGCAAAUUAAAUUGGAUCGUUAUUUGCAUCCCCAUUUCCGGUAUUACAUGAGGGAGGUCCGCACUGUGGUUUAUUCACAGUUUUUGGAAUCUUACAAGAGUGUUACCAUGGAGGCCAUGGCUACUGCUUUUGGAGUUACUGUGGACUUUAUUGAUAUGGAAUUGUCACGUUUCAUUGCCGCAGGGAAACUUCAUUGCAAGAUUGAUAAAGUUGCUGGUGUACUAGAAACAAACAGGCCAGAUGCAAAGAAUGCUUUGUACCAAGCGACUAUCAAGCAAGGGGACUUUUUAUUGAAUAGGAUCCAGAAGCUGUCUCGUGUCAUAGAUUUGUGAGACAAGAUCAACUUUGCCAGCCUUUUAAGAUAAGCUGGCUGCUGUAAUUUUUUCAGAAACAUUGUUGGUCAUGAACAGGGUCGAAAAACACAGAAUGGGAAACUGGAUCUUUCUCAAGCUGAUAUCCGGAUAGGAAUAGGCUUGGAUUGGCCCUGGAAUUGGUGUUUAAAUGCCCUAACCCUACUUCCUUCCGAGGAUCAGAUUAACCGGAUUGGAAUGCUCUCAUGAAUGCUGGGUUUUUAACCCAGGAAAUUGGAUCUUCUUGAAUUCUUUGUGCAAUGUUUUUGAUCCAUCCUUCUGUAGUGAAGUUUGCUUCUGUUUGUUUUGUUA